AUGGAACCCAAUUCCUCAAAUGCGUCUUCGUUUUGGUAUGCACGGAGCGAUUCAGUUUUCAUUGACAUGGAAAUGAUCUCUCUAGGCGGCAAGGAGUACCUUGUGAAAACUCGCCUCGGUUCGGGUUCUGUUUUUGUGUUUGGAGACCAAGAUAAGCCGGCUCUUGUAACCUAUCCUGAUUUAGCUCUAAAUCAUAUCUCAUGUUUUCAAGGCUUGUUCUUUUGCCCAGAAGCUAGUUCCUUACUCCUGCAUAACUUUUGCAUAUAUCAUAUAAGUCCUCCCGGGCACGAGUUAGGAGCUGUCCCGAUUGGAUCUGAUGACCUUAUUCCUUCGGUUGAUGACUUGGCAGAUCAGAUUGUUGAGGUUCUCAACUUUUUCGGGCUCGGUGCUGUAAUGUGCAUGGGAGUUACAACCGGAGCAUAUAUUCUGACCCUAUUUGCAAUGAAAUACAGACAACGUGUCCUUGGGUUAAUACUCAUUUCACCCCUCUGCAGACUGCUUUCCUGGACAGAAUGGUUGUUGAAUAAGGUUCCUGUCCUAGACCAUUUUAUUUUCUCUCAGGGACUAAAUAAUUACGUGCUUAGAUAGAUAGAUGGAUUUUCG
Hibiscus syriacus is the source of this 603-nucleotide messenger RNA. Its product is annotated as protein NDL1-like. The transcript has 6 exons. Lineage: Eukaryota; Viridiplantae; Streptophyta; Magnoliopsida; Malvales; Malvaceae. The record is from RefSeq and is a predicted model, not a curated record. Bases 1 to 588 code for a protein of 195 amino acids.